AUGGGUAAAGACUACUAUGACAUAUUGGGAAUCAAGAAAGGGGCAACUGAAGACGAGAUCAAGAAAGCGUAUCGAAAACAGGCUCUGAAAUAUCACCCGGACAAAAAUAAGUCACCAGGAGCAGAAGACAAAUUCAAAGAAAUCGCCGAAGCCUACGAUGUUUUGAGUGACCCCAAGAAAAAAGACAUCUACGACCGUUUUGGCGAAGAAGGCCUAAAGGGUGGUGGACCCACAGAGGGCAGUGCAGGUCCAGGCAAUUUCAGCUAUUCUUUCCAGGGAGACCCUCAUGUCAUCUUUUCAGAGUUCUUCGGGGGACGUAACCCUUUUGAUCAGUUCUUUGGUGCUCGAAAUGGUGGCAUGGAUGAGAACAUGGACACUGAUGAUCCAUUCAGCCGCUUUGGGAUGGGUGGCAUGAGUGGAAUGGGGGGGAUGGGAAGUGGGGGAAUGGGGGGAUUCCCACGCUCCUUCAGCAGCGGCAUGGGCGGUCACACUAGUGUUGUGAAGAAACACCAGGACCCUGCUGUAGUCCAUGACCUACACGUCUCUCUGGAGGAAGUGCUGUCCGGUUGUACAAAAAAAAUGAAAAUCACUCGUAAAAGAAUGAACCCUGAUGGCCGAACAGUGAGGAAGGAAGACAAAAUCCUGGAAGUGCAGAUCAAGAAGGGCUGGAAAGAAGGCACAAAAAUCACCUUUCCCAAAGAAGGGGAUGAGACUCCAACCAACAUUCCUGCAGACAUAGUGUUUGUGUUAAAGGACAAACCUCACCCACUGUUCAAAAGGAACAACUCUGACAUCGUCUACUCUGCCAAAAUCUCACUUCGAGACGCCCUUUGCGGCUGCACAGUCAGUGCUCCCACGCUUGACGGUAGACAAGUUCCUGUAACAAACACCGACAUUGUGCAUCCCGGAAUGAAGCGGCGCAUCACUGGUGAGGGUCUGCCUUAUCCCAAACGGCCAGAGCGGCGAGGAGACCUAAUUGUGGAGUACGAUGUGAAGUUCCCUGAAAGACUCAGCCAGGGCGCCCGGGACACCAUUGCACAGGUGCUUCCCCGAUCCUAA
Molecule: messenger RNA, 1059 nt
Organism: Knipowitschia caucasica
Lineage: Eukaryota; Metazoa; Chordata; Actinopteri; Gobiiformes; Gobiidae
Source: the annotation of a GenBank genome assembly